Molecule: messenger RNA, 714 nt
Organism: Torulaspora delbrueckii
Lineage: Eukaryota; Fungi; Ascomycota; Saccharomycetes; Saccharomycetales; Saccharomycetaceae
Gene: CWC24
Product: U2-type spliceosomal complex subunit CWC24
Exons: 1
Coding region: 1-714 (237 amino acids)
Biological process (GO): snoRNA splicing
Cellular component (GO): U2-type spliceosomal complex
Molecular function (GO): metal ion binding
Source: RefSeq, a predicted model, not a curated record
AUGUUCAAGAAGAGGUCAGCUAACCGUGAUGACAACAAGAGGAAGAAGAUUCGAGUAGAAAGUGAGGAUAGUGUGAACAAAGAGCAGCAGAACACGGUGACAAAACCGAGAGCUUCGAAAUUGGGCCAUUCAAUCACAACAGUGCCUAAAAAUUCUGAUUCCGAUGAUCAGAAGCAUCAGGACGAGGGAUCGGAUGAUGAGCAUGUUGCAAAGUUUACUCUGUCGGUGAAUGACGACGCAACUAAGGAAGAUAGGCUUAAUGCUGAAGUAAAGGCUUCAAAAGGAGUUACAAAACAGAUACGACAACCUUCUAACGUCAGAACAACGUUACUUACGGAUUACCAGCCGGACGUUUGUAAGGAUUACAAACAAACCGGUUAUUGCGGGUAUGGAGAUAGCUGUAAAUUUUUACACUCAAGAGAUGACUUCAAAGGUGGUUGGAAACUCAAUCAAGAAUGGAAAAUAGAUUCUGAUCAAGAAACUGAGCAGAAACGUACUAUCAAUUUGGACGAUGUGCCAAGCAAAUGCUCUAUCUGUCGGGAAGAGUACAAGUCUCCGGUAGUGACCACCUGCGGACACUACUUCUGCAGUAGUUGCUUCACGAAGAGGGUACGAAAGGAUUCUACUUGUCUCAUUUGUGGGAAGGAUACAAAUGGAGUUGCCAAGAUGGCGAACGAUCUAAAGAGACUUCUCAAAAAGAAGCAGUCAACAUAA